Molecule: messenger RNA, 1369 nt
Organism: Bradysia coprophila
Lineage: Eukaryota; Metazoa; Arthropoda; Insecta; Diptera; Sciaridae
Gene: Hk
Product: potassium voltage-gated channel subfamily A regulatory beta subunit hyperkinetic
Biological process (GO): regulation of potassium ion transmembrane transport; potassium ion transport
Cellular component (GO): cytoplasm; voltage-gated potassium channel complex
Molecular function (GO): transmembrane transporter binding; voltage-gated potassium channel activity; potassium channel regulator activity
Source: RefSeq, a predicted model, not a curated record
UACAUCAAAUUGAUCUGAAGAUAUUCGCGAAAAAAAAUACCAACAAUAAAAUGUCAUUAGUAUUAUGCACUACUACCACAGCUAAUGGUCCAACAGGAAAUGACAAUAACAAUAAUACCGACAAUAUCAGCGACGACUCGAAUCCAGUAACAAUUUACAGGUGUCGCGCUCCAAUAGCAUCUCUAGAUUGCAUGGAAGAGUUCAGCGGUGCGGGUGGUCAUCUAGAUUUCGGGCGAUCGAUAAGCCUUGGAUCUAACCCAGCAAUACCCACACGUCAUGGUUCGACUCCGACACCAGGACUACGCUACAAGAAUCUUGGCAAAAGUGGCCUUCGCAUUUCGAAUGUUGGCCUGGGAACAUGGCCGGUCUUUUCGCCAGGCGUGCCAGAAGAUCAGUCAGAGGCAAUAAUAAAACUAGCGGUCGAGAGUGGCAUCAACAUAUUCGAUAUAUCCGAAGCCCAUUCAGAAACCGAACUCGGCAAAAUAAUUCGUAGAAGUGGAUGGAAACGAUCGAGCUAUGUUGUCACCACAAAAGUUUAUUGGAGCACAAAGUCCGAGGAACGGGGACUGUCACGAAAGCACAUUAUCGAAAGUGUAAAGGCGAGUUUGGACCGCCUUCAGCUAGAUUAUAUUGACAUCGUGAUAAUAUACAAGUCUGAUUCGAUGUGCCCCAUGGAAGAAAUCGUUCGGGCAAUGACGUACGUUAUAUCACAAGGCUGGGCCAUGUAUUGGGGAACAUCUCGAUGGUCACAGGUCGAGAUCAUGGAAGCUUACACCAAUUGUCGUCAAUUCAAUUGCAUUACACCGAUCGUAGAGCAAGCGGAAUAUCACAUGUUUUGUCGCGAGAAAUGCGAACUUUACUUACCCGAAAUGUACAACAAAAUUGGCGUCGGAUUGAUGGCUUGGGGUCCGCUGUCCAUGGCACUUGCCGACACUCAGAACGGGGAGAGACUAAUUUUCCCAAAGGGAUCGUUUAAAACGAAAAGUCAUAGCUACUCCUGGACGGAGGAUGAGCUAAAUAAGAAUGAAUUCGGUUGGACGAAGGAGAAAGCGACAGAGAUUAAAAAGCAGAACGAUCGCCUUCGUGAUCUUUCGUCAUUAGCCGAGAAACUUGGCUGCAGUCCAUCUCAAUUGUCGAUCGCUUGGUCGUUGAAACAUGAACCCGUUCAGUGUUUAUUACUUGGAGCUACGUCGGCUGAACAACUACAUCAAAGUUUGCAAGCUCUUCAGUUGCUACCUCGCCUAUCCACUGGUGUUAUGCUCGAAUUGGAACGCAUUCUAGAAAAUAAACCGAUUCGACCGCCGGCUAUAUCAACGUUAGCGCUUCGGUGACAAUCAGCCUGUCCCACAGGUCAGCCAGGAUCUGGUAA